This is a messenger RNA of Hypanus sabinus (Atlantic stingray), 511 nucleotides long. Its product is annotated as prohibitin-2-like. Gene Ontology annotation, biological process: mitochondrion organization. Gene Ontology annotation, cellular component: membrane; mitochondrion. The transcript has 4 exons. Lineage: Eukaryota; Metazoa; Chordata; Chondrichthyes; Myliobatiformes; Dasyatidae. The record is from RefSeq and is a predicted model, not a curated record. The annotation marks the transcript as partial.
GGUCUAACUCCUGCCCCCCUCUGUCUCUUUCCAGAUGGCUCAGAACCUCCGAGACUUUGCCUCGCGGAUGCCCGCGGGAGGCCGUGGUGCGGGAACUGCCCUGAAGCUGAUGCUGGGAGCUGGGGCCCUCGUGUACGGUGUGAAGGAGUCUCUUUUCACAGUGGACGGCGGCCAGCGGGCGAUCAUUUUCAGCCGGCUUGGAGGUAUCGAACCCAACACCAUCCUUUCUGAGGGGAUCCACCUCAGGAUACCGUGGAUCCAGUACCCGAUCAUCUACGACAUCCGGGCCAGGCCGCGGAAGAUCUCCUCGCUGACGGGCAGCAAAGACCUGCAGAUGGUGAACAUCGCCCUGCGCGUCCUCUCGCGCCCGAAAAUCAACACCCUGCCGGCCAUGUACCAGCAGCUGGGCCUGGACUACGACGAGCGCGUCCUGCCCUCCAUCGUCAACGAGGUGCUGAAGAGCGUGGUGGCCAAGUUCAACGCCUCACAGCUCAUCAUCCAGCGGGCCCAG